AUGCUCGACAACGCAUGCAUGACCAAUAUACGUCCCAAUUCAAACGGCUGGAAAAUUGCACGAGCAUUUCUGGCAGGGGACAUCACACUCGAAGUAGCAGGAUCGCCCGUACAACUCAAUCCUGAUCAAGUUUCAGCUGUUAAUAUGUUCAACAAGAGGUAUCCUAUCAAUAUAGUUGAUAGCGCGUUUGGUGCAGUUACUGCCGUUCAAAAUGGUGCUCUCGAUAUCAUCGGUGAGAAAAUCGCUGAGUUGCAAUCCCCCGAUAUCAGAGCUAUCCGACGAGUUGGAAACUCGUGGAUCAGAAUUCUGAUAGACGAAGCCUCUAUGGUACCUGAAGCAGCGUUGAUGACGCUCAUAUCACGGUUCCAAGACGCUCACAUCACGUUGAUCGGUGACCUUUACCAGUUACCACCUUACGUUGGCAUCUCUAAUUGUCCACUAGCUAGAGAAGUCAGUUAUAGAUCGGUAUUAGACAUUGGGGAAAAUCAUCGUCGCAUACCAAGUUGUGCUCUCAGAACUGUGUACCGUCCACAUGUCGAAAUGCUAAAGCUCAGUUCCGAGUUUUUCUACAACCGUGAGCUG
Messenger RNA from Cooperia oncophora, 582 nucleotides. The record is from the annotation of a GenBank genome assembly. Lineage: Eukaryota; Metazoa; Nematoda; Chromadorea; Rhabditida; Trichostrongylidae.